GUUAGGCUGGGCUCGUAUGAGUCAAGUGUAGGGGCAGUGGUCUGGAACGCGUUGUUCACUGUGGAAUCUGCACGUGGGCCAGCUACACGCGUGGAGUGUGGCUGACGGAAUACGCAAGGGUGUCUUCGCAGUCUCUAUACGGAAACUAGCGAUGACUGUGAUUAGUGAACCAGUCUUACAGUUGUGUACGGUGACAGUUUAACUUGUUCUUGGAGAAAUGUUCGCCCAUAUAGAAAUGGCCGAAUUAUAUGUUGUUGAACAAAUCAAUGAGUCGUUAAAUAAAAAAAAUGAUUUAAAAUAUUAGCUAAGAAUCAUAGAAACAAAUCAAUUUGCCACAAUGCCCGAGUUUGGAACAAUAACUCGAGCGCUGGAAUUGCAGCGAUUGAUUGAAGACAAAGUGUCAGAAUGGCGAGAGAGGUCAGCCCGGGUCGCGGGCAUAAGCGUGGCCGAGUCUUAUCAGCAACCACUCAACUUCAAACGACACACUAACAGACGCAAAAACAGCGCUGAAGUUAAUAGAAUUAUCGCUAAGUAUUCUAAAGCAAAAAGGACAAACGAAACAUCAAUACUUCAGACGUGUCCCGAGGAGCCACCCAUACGACCAGCUAGGCAGAAGAAAUUGCGAUCAAAGUUUUCCAAAAGUGAAGAUAAUCUUGCCAGAAUCGGUGUCAUGGACAAUCCUCCUGAUCCCAUACCCACUGAGCAAUCUCAAUUUAAUAUUUCAAAAUAUAACACAAAAAGCUGCGAGGAUAUAACGGCCUUUGUAGAUAUUGGUCGAACAAUGAAGAGUAAGAAUUUUGAAGAAAAGAGUAUACUCAAUACAAAACCAACCCCAGUUAUGAGGCCAAAACUUCAUAGUAUUAGUGAAGAUAUUUUGGACAUAUCCGAUUUUGGUGACAGUGGUGUUGAUAUAAGAUUUAGGACGAACUUUGCGACCUCUACCCCGUUAUCAAACAGGAAAACAUGCCCUGCGGGUGAUUCAGUGUCAGUGAUUGAUUUCGAAAAGUGUUCAAAUUAUAGUGUUAGUGAUUUAAAGAAAGGUAAUUCAGAACCCGAUAUUGCAAGUACUAGUUCGGUGUGUUCGGAAAAAACGUUGGAUGCAAGAAAGCGUUGGAAAAUUUUAAAACCGCUAAAACCACCAUUUCGGAAAAGUACCUUCGAAUGUUUGCUUCGAUGGCGUGGAAAAAAGUCUUCGCCAAACCAAACAAAAAUACAAGAAGUAGACGACAGUUUCUUCGAAAAAUUCGGCUCCAUAUUGAAGCAAGUGUCACAGAAGGCUGCAUUAGAGGAAUCAACGCCGCUAGCGCCCUUGAAGGAAGUCGAAGAACAAGAUGGGGAGCAAAAAGAGAUCACGGAAGUUGGUGCGACUAGCAAUACCAGGGAUUCGGAUAGCGGCAAUGAAACCCUGCUUGAUACAGAUUCGGAACCAGAAGAUGCUGAGAAAAUGGACUUCUACGUGGAAGCCGUUGGAUGGAAUGUCGAUGAACUGUAUUUGGAGAUUUUGUAUGAAAUUUUACACAAUGUCGGCGGAUGUGACGUAGGUUGCGAGAUCGGUGCUCAGGCUAUGUUGUCUUAUGUCCAAGAGGCUUUCAAAAUAUCAAAUGAUAAGCACACAGAGCUCCUAACCCAAGCUGAAGCCAAAGAACCGCCAGAACUGAUGCUAAACGUAGAAGUAAUAGAAGGCAAAGACUUAGUUCCUAAAGACCCCAAUGGCCUUAGUGAUCCCUUCGUCACAAUAUAUUUAACUUCCAACACAUCGCAUAGGUAUAACACCUCUGUGAAAUCUAGUACACUAAAUCCGGUUUGGGAAGAACAUUUUUCGCUGCCCAUGUCAGGAAAUGUUCACGAAGACUCUCUAGUUUUAGAAGUGUGGGAUUUUGAUCCAGCGGAAACGGUGAAAGAAAAAAUGACAAAAAUAUUUGAAGUGAAAGGCGUUAAAGGUUUGCGAAAGCUCAUGAAAGAGAUAGCAAUAACUGCGUCCACCGGUAAACAUGAUAAUGAGCUUAUCGGAACAUCGAACAUACCACUGAAAUCAAUACCAGCGGGUGGUAUGACGAUGUGGUUGAAUCUGAGCAAAAAAAGCAAAGUGCGGCGUCAGGGUGUGGUCAAAGUGCGGUUUAAUUUCUCAUCCGAGAAGAAUUCGCAAGUGGCUGCGCAGGAGCAUAGACAUUUGUUAAGGAUACUGCUGCUGCAUGAGCUUGAGAGUUCAAAGGUAGCACCAUACUGGUGGUGCGGUAACUUCAGUGCACCAGCUGAGGGCAUCCUCACGCAGCACGCGGCGCAAAGCGGGCUGACACAAGCGGACAACAUGCUGGCGCAAUGGCUGGUCUACUGCGCCGUCACUGUGGACCAUCCGCUUAGCUUCGCCCUGUUCAAUAACCUGCUGGAAAAGAUCGCUAAACCUUUGCAGAGUGGUCUAGUAAGCGAAGAGGACGUAAAGUUAUUUUGGGAUGGCACUAAAAAACUCCUCCCAACUUGCUAUAGCCAUAUCAGGAAAUUAAGAAAAAAGACUGCCGGUGAUAAAACUGUUAUGAAAACACUACGGGAAGUUUUAAGGAUACUCUACAAAUUAUCCUCAUUUGAUGUACCAGAAACGAUUGAUUUGUUCCCGGUCAACCUUUAUGGUUGGUUAAAAGAGAAAAGCGAUGGCAGCAAAUUGACCAUUUCGGAUGUUUUGAACCAAGCGGCCAUUCAGGGCGCCGCGGAUUGGUUCGUACAUAUCUUAGACAACAAUGAGUGUAAGGACAAAACAGAAGAUUCUAGACUGCAGCAUUUAAUAAGGGUUAUACAAUUGGUGCGUUCGGAUUUACAGCGCGCUAUCGAAUAUUUUGAUAGGGUUUUUGUUGAGGUAAUGAGUUUCCCUUACUCAAAAAUACUGUACGGAGUGUACGAAGAUAAAAUAGCUUCUCUCGUUGAGCCAGAAGUGUUGCAAGUGUGUAAAAGCUUGAAAAGGCUAAGAUAUAGCGAGGGUUCGACCAAUAGUGUGCAUUUAGCUGGAGGUUUGAAUGGAGAGACUGGUAUGGGAACUCCUGAUGUCGGUUCAGAACCAUUGGCCAUGGGAACCACGCUGUUUGAACUGUAUUUGGCAUUGCAGAGGUUCUUAACAUUAGGGCAAGGUCUAAAUGAAGCUGAGUGGAGUUCUUAUUCAAUAUCCAAAUUCCACUCUUGGUUUUUCGGCGGAGUGGCACAAUGGCUCGACAUAGCCGCUUUCAAAGCGCUCACUCGUAUAGAAAAAGCUGUAGAGCUGGACAAUUUAGUGCCAGUUGACUCUAAUGUUAAAUACAGCAGUUCUGGAGUGGACACAUUGGCUAUUUUCUACCAGAUAAAGAUAUUUUGGCAGCAAUUAGCCUGGCCGGAUGUGGAAGGAUGUUACACUUUUGUUGCUAAGAUUAUUGAUGACAUCUGUCGCUGUUGCGUGUUCUAUUCGGACAAAAUGGCGACGCGCGUAGAGAGCGUGGGCACUGUAACGUCCGUGUACGAAGAGCGGUUCGAAGUGACAACCGAGUGGUGUGUCGCCAUCAAUAAUAUAGACUAUGUGCGGCAGAGUUUGCAGCCGUUCGUGCAAGAGCUGGGAAUGGACGAGAUCAUACAGAAGAUGUGUGAGACACGAACGCCGUUGGAGGCUCAGAGGUGCAGAGAUACGUUGCAUAAUGUGAUAGCUAAUGCAAUAGAUACGGUCAAAAAUAAAAUUGUAGAAUUACUGGAAGUAAUGAUUAGAAAGAUGAUGCCAUCAAUAACUAGGUUCCUGAUGGAAGGAGCAGAAUUACUGCACCAAGAUUGUUCGAGCAUGGACCGUGUGAUGCGAUACCUCGAAGCCAAUCUGGACACUUUGUACCAGCACUUGAAUAAUGAGAACUUUUCUAGAACUCUCGAUAUCGUGUGGGAGCAGUUGGGAGAAGUUCUAUAUGAGUUGAUACAAGCAAAUCUGGAGAAAGAGACAGUUGCUACUCGUAUUCGCUUGUUUAGAUUACGAUUUAGCAAAAACAAAGUUACGCCAAUGAACUUAACCUUUCGGCACCGCAGGGCAAAGAUAACACGGUAUAUCGACCCGAGACGAUUGACCAAAUCAGCCGCCGCCAACUUAGACGCGAAACGUCGACCGCCGGCAUUCUUCUCGAACCUCCACGAAUGCCUCAAGAUAAUGAUUCGAUCGUUCCGACAAGAUAACAAGGAGAUAUAUUCGUCUGAUACGCUCAAACGGGUGGAGUACUUGCUGAAGUUACACGGUAUGGAGACUCGGGAACUGAUACACCAGUACCACUUGGAGAGGUGGCAGGAACAGCAGGCGGUUAGCGAGCCCAAGAUGGGCUUGCUGACCGUACGCGCGCAGUUCAUUGAGAACAACCUCAAGAUAGAGAUCAUGAAUGCUAGGAAUUUGGUCGCCACGGACUCUAAUGGUUUAUGUGAUUCGUAUGUCCGUGUGGCGCUGUUGCCCGAAGACACAUUUGCAAAUGUUGAAAAGCCUAAAACUCAAACGCACAAUAAGAAUCUCUUCCCCUUGUAUGAUGAAAUGUUUGUAAUGCCGCUGUCCCCCGAGCAGCGCCGCACCCAGGACGGUCUGCUGCACUUCGUGGUCAAGGACAAGGACAUGUUCAGCGUGAGCAACACGUUCGUGGGCGAGGCCUACGUGCACUUCAGCGAGGUGCCCGCCACGCCCGCGCCCAUCGGCAGCCUGCCGCAGCAGCACCUGCCGCUCUCCAGGCCGGGGAAUAUCGAUGGCGACGCUAUCAAAGCCCUGGAGUCAAGGCAAGGCGACAAACAAGCGAGGGACUUCGUUAAGAAACAGAGACAAAAGAUGCCAAGUAAACAGUUCUUUUCGUUGGGCUGAAUGUAGAUUUAUACGCACAAGAAACACUGGAUACUUUUAAAACUACAAUGUAUAUAGAUGUAAUGUAAUCUUAUGUGUGAUUUAGUUGUGGUUGUGUAGAUGCAAUAAUUUUGCCAGUUUAUAUGUACGUAAAUAUUAAUAUUGUCGCAAUUGCGUGUGUUGUAUUUGUAUGGAAUCGUACUUUUUGUCAUAAUAAUUAAAUUCUCAAGCAAUCAACUCAUAUCGUGAUUAAAUUUGUUAUAAUUUUCCAGACAAUAAUUAUUUUAUAUUCGCUGGUACUUUUUAUGUAAACUCGUUAAUUAAAAAAAAAAAUGCCGUCAAUAAGUAUUUUGUAGAGUACAUAAUUGUUGAAUUUUAUUAAUUUCAGAUUAUAUACACUGAGUUGUAGUAAAUUAAUUGAAAAUAAUACAUUUUUUCGUGCUAAAAUUCCUAUUGCGUAACGAAGGUGCUUAUUCCUAAGAUAAAAAAGUACUAAAUGUAAUGUAGUCUUAACUAGUUAUAAAAUAUCUUGCAAUAAAAUCAUGAUUAUAUUAAUUUAUAAGACCAUUAACAUCGUGUAGCAAACACGUAGACUGACAGUUCAUAUUUUAUGAUUAUAAUAACUUGUUUUCCAAAUUGAAACGUCCGAACAGCAUUAUUUUAUCUGUUCACGAAUCUCAAACUAAAUUGUAUGAAAAAAAAAACUUUAUUUAUUUGUAAUUCGAAGUGAGAUACGAUAUUAUGUUUUGUGUCGAGUUUUAGAUCUCAAAUUUAUGAGUGGUUUUAUAUUUGGUCGGUUGCAUUUCUCAUCAAAGAAACGAUUAUUGUUUCGUCCUCAGACUUCAUAGAAUGUCAAUUAGGAAACGGCUAACAUUUAUCAUACUGGGCUAUGAUAUAAUGUAAUGGAAAAACGCUUUAGUAUUAAAAGAAUACUUGCCAAUUUACUAAAUAAUAAAUGGAUCGAAUAAGGAAUGUUUUAAUACUUUUAAAAGUGGUAGCAAUAAAUAUUAUGCAAAUAAUGUGCGCCCAGUAAAAAUCGGAAUAACUACCUAUACUUAACUAAAUUAAUUUCAAGUAUAGAAACAAUCAAACCUUCUAUAUAUAAUAAAAAAGAUGAGAUUUUUUAAAAUUUAGUAGUGUGACUGAUUCUCCGGGUAGCUAGUCCGAUAAAUAUACAGAAAAAUUUAUGUAGUUGUUGUUCUGUGAUACACAAACGUGCCUUACGUAAUAUUUAUUUAUAUAAUAUUUAUUAUAAUAAAUUAUCAUUACUGCGCACGUUCAGCUUUUCUGUAUUAUUGCCUGAUACUAAAUGCAAAUUUUAUAAAAGAUUUCUUUUUAUAUACAUCGUUUCUGUUUCUUUAUUUAUUAUAUUCUGUGUCAUAUUUUAUUUAUUCGUCAAUAAAGCUGUUUAAAUGCAAA
Molecule: messenger RNA, 6226 nt
Organism: Zerene cesonia (dogface butterfly)
Lineage: Eukaryota; Metazoa; Arthropoda; Insecta; Lepidoptera; Pieridae
Gene: stac
Product: protein unc-13 homolog 4B
Exons: 20
Coding region: 338-4828 (1496 amino acids)
Source: RefSeq, a predicted model, not a curated record